AUGUACAAAAUAGCUGCCUUGCCGUCAGCAAUCGAACUCUCCAAGAACGAAAGCACCGGACGAAGCUGGGCAACGAUUGUGUCCCAGUCAUCGGUGGUGUCCUCUAACACCCGGAGCGUGCGCUCGAGUCUCGGUCUUCUGGCUGUCGUCCUAGACUUGCGAUCAGCGAACGAGGAAACCAAAGCGUUAGUCGACGACCCCACACGAAAACGCGAGAAGGUCCGGGCCGCACUGAAAGAGGAAACGACUACAUCGAACGUUGAGAUUGUCGGAGUCAAGCCGACAUCCCGAACUACGAUCAAGGUCUUUGUUGACUCCGAAGAAAGCUUGGCACAUCUUCGCAGAGCCACUCACUGGCUGAAAUUCUUGCCGGGAGCUACGUUGCAGGGUGAGCAGUGGUUCCCCGUGAAAUUAAAUGAUGUCAAGAAGGAAAGUGUCUACGGACCAUCGGGGGCACAAAGACAGAGCUUCACACAGACAUUCCAAGAGGAAAAUGAGAUCGAACAGGUCAGAAAGAUCGUUUGGCUGAGUGGAACGAAACGCUACGGAUCCAUGGCGAUUUAUCUGUCUAAAAAAGGGGACGCCGAGGCACUUCUCAAUCGCCGAAUCGUGCAUGUACACGGAGAAGCAGUGUUCUCAGAUAGAUUUCAUGAGCGGCCGAGGCCAUUGCGAUGCCGCAAAUGUCAGCAAUACAAUCACAAAGAGGACCGAUGCCCGAAUUCCGAAGCGUGCGGCAAAUGUGCGGGCCAUAAUCGCGCCGUGCAGUGCACGUCCGAUGUUGUCAAGUGUGCCGCCUGUCAAGGUAACCACGCCGUCACCGACCGUGACUGCCCGAAGUGGGACGAGGCGUGGAAAGUGAUCCGCCGGCGAGAGCGGGAGGUGACCGCCAGACGGCCAGACUCCCUACCCUAUGGUAGCCAGUAG
Molecule: messenger RNA, 924 nt
Organism: Penicillium expansum
Lineage: Eukaryota; Fungi; Ascomycota; Eurotiomycetes; Eurotiales; Aspergillaceae
Exons: 1
Coding region: 1-924 (307 amino acids)
Source: RefSeq, a predicted model, not a curated record